Messenger RNA from Porites lobata, 843 nucleotides. NCBI's taxonomy places the organism in Eukaryota, Metazoa, Cnidaria, Anthozoa, Scleractinia, Poritidae. The record is from the annotation of a GenBank genome assembly.
CUUGUCUUCAUCACAGUCAUCAGUAUCAUCACCUGUCCUGUCACUACUGUUUUGAAUGCACUGAUCAUAGUGGCUGUGAAAACUAAAAACCAAGUGAGAACCAAGUCUAACAUUGCUCUUGCUUGUUUGUCUUCUACUGAUGCGGUUAUGGGAGUGAUCGGUCUGCCCCUUUUUAGCUCUUGGCUAAUCGUAGAACUGCAAGGAAACACCUUCGGUAUGCAUUGUGAGCUGAUAGGUUUUACAAGAACAUCCUUGAGAUUGUUGACCAUCGCAUCAUUGUUGCACCUGGCUAUCGUAAACGUAGAGCGGUACAUUGCGAUCAAACAUUCACUGCGCUACGAAAUCAUAGUCACUGAAGCUCGUUUGAUUGGUGUUUCUGCUCUCCUGUGGACCAUAACCCUGCUUUUAACGUUUCUCCCUGGCAAUAAUUAUGUUCAAUAUGACAUUGGCCUAACAUCCCUAUGCAUUGCCUCUAUCUUCUCUUGUCAAGUUGUGCUUUAUUACGAAACACGACGCCACGAGAAAAAAAUAGCUCUUCAGCAAGUCUCGGUGGAAGCCAGAGAGAAGUUCUUAAGAGAGAAGAAAGCUUUGAAACAAACAACAACUGUAAUUUUUUUCUUAAUAAUUUGUUAUUUGCCUAUAAUAAUUUCUCGGGUGUUUAUUUCAACCUUCGCUGUAUUGAAUUCGGUAAAUUCAGUAUACUUUGUUCAUUUUACGGGCGUCUUUUUCGUAAUUUCCAAUUCUCUUCUUAACCCAAUUAUACAUUGCGUUCGAAUGAAGAAGUUUCGACUUGCCUUAAAGGAAUUAGUAUUUAGCAAAGGCAAUAUACAGGCUGCAAAUUAG